UCAUCAUUUACUUUUCAUGAAGUAGUGCACCCCCUUCCCCUCUAAUCUCUAUAGAGUAAAGCACCCAAAAAAAACCUCUCCCUCACAAAUUAUCCAAGAUAGCAAAAGAAAAAAGGCAUAUCAUAAAAAGAAAAGAGCUAAAACUAAAAAAACACUUUUUUAAGAGUUAAAUGUAAGAAUUAAGACCGCAAAGCUCCGUUUAAACCGGUCCCAUCACCCAUGUAAUAAAAAACAUCAUCUUUUAAUUUAAUUUUCUAAUCCAAUUCCUCACGGAUCUACUCUUUCUUUUUCCCUUUCUCUUGAAAUCAAAAGAUUGCAUCUUUGAAUCAAAACAAGCAUUACCAACAAUCACACAAGGAAAAGAUCAGAUUUUGCAAAAUGCCCAACAAUUAGUUGAAUCCCAUUAUUUUCACUUCAAACUCUCUCUUUAAAAUACCCAUCAGCUAAUUAAUAAUUAUCUUUUAAAAGGGGGCAAAAUGAAGAAAGUGGCGGUGGGUGCAGCGGUGGUAUGUGCAGCGGCGGUGUGUGCGGCGGCAGCAGUGGUUGUGAGACAAAGGAUGAAAAGAUCAAGCGAGUGGGCCCGUGCAAUGGCUAUACUAAAGGAGCUUGAUGAAAAGUGUGGGACCCCUUUGGGUAAACUCAGACAGGUGGCUGAUGCUAUGACCGUUGAGAUGCAUGCUGGUCUUGCAUCUGAAGGUGGUUCUAAGCUUAAGAUGCUUAUCAGCUAUGUUGACAAUUUACCUACUGGGGAUGAAAAUGGGUUGUUCUAUGCAUUAGACCUUGGUGGUACCAAUUUCCGAGUACUCCGCGUAAAGUUGGGUGGCAAAGAACAAGGUGUUGUGCAACAAGAAUUUGAUGAAGUAUCAAUUCCUCCUGAAUUGAUGGUUGGGACAUCAGACCAACUAUUUGAUUACAUUGCUGAUGCUCUUGCAAAGUUUGUUGCAACUGAAGGUGAAGGUCUUCAUCCAGAACCCAAUAAACAAAGGGAGUUGGGAUUUACCUUUUCUUUCCCUGUAAAACAAACAUCAAUUGCAUCCGGGACUCUAAUAAGAUGGACAAAGGGAUUCAACAUAGCUGAUGCAGUUGGUGAAGAUGUAGUGGCAGAGCUGACCAAAGCCAUGCAAAGGAAGGGUGUGGAUAUGCGUGUCACAGCUUUGGUCAAUGAUACUGUUGGAACCUUAGCUGGUGGUAGGUAUUAUAAAGGAGAUGUAAUUGCUGCUGUUAUAUUGGGUACUGGAACAAAUGCAGCUUAUGUCGAACGCGCUAGUGCAAUUCCCAAGUGGCAUGGUCCGUUGCCUAAAACUGGGGAAAUGGUUAUCAACAUGGAGUGGGGCAAUUUCCGUUCGUCACAUCUACCUUUGACCGAGUAUGAUGAGGCAUUAGAUGAAGAAAGUUUGAAUCCUGGUGAACAAAUAUAUGAGAAAAUGAUAUCUGGAAUGUACUUGGGGGAGAUCGUGCGCAGAGUCUUGUUUAAAAUGGCAGAAGAGGCCAACGUUUUUGGUGAUACAGUUCCGGCAAAACUGCGAACUCCAUUUGUCUUAAGGACUCCGGAUAUGUCGGCUAUGCAUCAUGACACAUCACCUGAUCUUAAAGUUGUUGCAAGCAAACUGAAAGAUGUCUUGGGGAUAACAGAUACGUCAUUGAAGGUGAGAAAGGUAGUUGUAGACGUUUGCGACAUUAUUGCUUCUCGAGGAGCCUGCCUUUCUGCAGCUGGGAUCUUUGGCAUUAUUAAGAAACUUGGAAGAGACACAUUGAAGCAAGGCGAGAAUCAAAAGUCCGUGAUUGCGUUAGAUGGCGGUUUGUUUGAACACUAUACCAAGUUUCGUGAGUGCAUGGAGGACACAUUGAAUGAACUGCUGGGUGAUGAAGUCGCUGAAACCAUCAUAAUCGAGCACUCAAACGAUGGAUCAGGCAUUGGAGCUGCCCUCCUGGCCGCGUCACAUUCCCAAUACCUCGAAGAAGAAUCUUGAGGGGACAACUUUAGGUAUUGAGAGAUAUCAAUCCUUUAUCCUCAAUUUUGUACCAAUUUUAUUUGAUAAAACUUUUCUUGAGCUCCUAGAUUCUUGGAGUUCAUAUCCAAAAGAUUUUGUAAGACUUUGCUGCCCCUGUGAAGAAUAAAUCCCACCAAGACUUGUCCCAGCUAGCUGCUCGGAAAAAUGUCAUGAAGCUCAUCAAUUGAGGAUAUAUACCGGGUCCGGGUGAGGGCAUCGAUGUUGUAAGGUAUUCGAGACGAUAUUAUUUUGGACCAAAAGCUUAUGGGUUCAUUAAAACACAUACAUUGAGAAAACGUCAAGUGUUCCAUAUUCCAUCGAAAUUGCAUUCAAUAACGAUUGCAUCGAGGCUUAUAUUUAACAA
Molecule: messenger RNA, 2355 nt
Organism: Amaranthus tricolor (Joseph's coat)
Lineage: Eukaryota; Viridiplantae; Streptophyta; Magnoliopsida; Caryophyllales; Amaranthaceae
Product: hexokinase-1
Exons: 9
Coding region: 477-1970 (497 amino acids)
Biological process (GO): glucose 6-phosphate metabolic process; intracellular glucose homeostasis; glycolytic process
Cellular component (GO): mitochondrion; cytosol
Molecular function (GO): glucokinase activity; mannokinase activity; D-glucose binding
Source: RefSeq, a predicted model, not a curated record